AUGCUGCAGUUAAAGCCUAGGAGGAUUAUUUUUAAUAUUUCCCAGAAUUUCCAAGUUAUUCAAGUUGUUGGCGAGGGUGCUUACGGUGUCGUCUGUUUGGCUAUACACAAGCCAACUGGGAUAAAGGUAGCAAUAAAGAAACUUGAACCCUUUGAAAAGCCACUUUUUUGUCUUCGAGCUUUAAGAGAGAUCAAGCUUUUGACAUAUUUUAAAAAGCAUGAAAAUAUCAUUUCAAUCUUUGAUGUUCAAAAACCACUUAAUUUUGAAAACUUCAAUGAAAUUUACUUAAUUCAAGAAUAUAUGCCAAGUGAUUUACAUAAAACUAUAGCUACCCAAAAUCUUACGGAUGAUCAUAUUCAAUAUUUUAUAUACCAAAUAUUGAGGGGGUUAAAAUUAAUUCAUAGUGCUAAUGUGAUUCAUCGAGAUUUAAAACCUUCGAAUAUACUUGUGAAUGAGAAUUGUGACUUGAAAAUUUGUGAUUUUGGUUUAGCAAGGCUAGAUAUACUAAAAGAGGGAUACGAUAAGAGAUUAGCAAUCAAUUCAGGAAUAUCAAUGUUAACAGAAUAUGUUGCAACAAGGUGGUAUAGGGCGCCAGAAAUUAUGUUAACCUCUUCACAAUAUUCGACAGCCAUAGAUAUGUGGUCAGUAGGUUGCAUAUUGGCAGAGCUUUUUACAUGUACUCCAUUGUUUCCUGGAAAUGAUUAUAGACAUCAAUUGAUACUAAUAUUCCAAUUACUUGGUACACCAACUGAUGCCGAUUUGACUUGCAUUAAAUCGCAAAGAGCUAAAAAUUACAUUAAAACGCUACCUUAUUGUAGUCCGUUAAGCUUGGAUCAGGUAUUUAAUAGACAUCCAAAUCGUGCGAAAAGAUUCGGAGGUCAACCUAUAAACCCAUUAGGACUUGACUUGCUAAAGAAGUUAUUAGUGUUUGAUCCCAAAGAGAGAUUGACCGUGGAAGAGGCACUAGAGCACCCUUAUGUUUCUACAUAUCAUGACCCCGAAGACGAACCAACAAUUAUGCCCAUACCACAUGAGGAUUUUGAAUUUGAUAAGAGCAAGGAUAAAUUGAGCAUCCUUGAACUCAAACGCCAAUUAUACAAUGAUAUAAUUAAAUGCAACCGGUGA
Messenger RNA from Debaryomyces hansenii CBS767, 1125 nucleotides. It is a transcript of the gene CEK2, whose product is annotated as Cek2p. Gene Ontology annotation, molecular function: ATP binding; MAP kinase activity. The transcript has a single exon. Lineage: Eukaryota; Fungi; Ascomycota; Pichiomycetes; Serinales; Debaryomycetaceae. Gene Ontology annotation, biological process: intracellular signal transduction; protein phosphorylation. Gene Ontology annotation, cellular component: nucleus; cytoplasm. Bases 1 to 1125 code for a protein of 374 amino acids. The record is from RefSeq and is a predicted model, not a curated record.